This is a messenger RNA of Haplochromis burtoni (Burton's mouthbrooder), 1363 nucleotides long. RefSeq lists its product as uncharacterized. The record is from RefSeq and is a predicted model, not a curated record. Bases 1 to 894 code for a protein of 297 amino acids. Gene Ontology annotation, biological process: positive regulation of T cell proliferation; cell surface receptor signaling pathway; cellular response to lipopolysaccharide. Gene Ontology annotation, cellular component: external side of plasma membrane. The transcript is spliced from 2 exons. Lineage: Eukaryota; Metazoa; Chordata; Actinopteri; Cichliformes; Cichlidae.
AUGACACGUUUUUCGGUCUCUACGCUCAUUCCUCUUCUUUUUAUCAGCGGCGUUUCUGGGAAACUGAUUCAAGCCGCUGCAGGAGACGAUGUAACGUUUCCCCUCACAGAGGAGUGCAUGAAAGGAAGAGGCACGCUGAAACGUCGCCUGCAGGACAACAGCCUCCAUUCGGUCGGGGAUCUCGACGGCAGCUGGAAGCCGGCUCCAGGUUAUAUUAGCAGGUUUUUCCAAAGCAGCGACUCUGUGAUACUGACAAGUGCAGAUAUCAGUGAUGAAGGCUAUUACGAGUUUGACUGCAACAACAAGAAAGAAGAGAGUGCACAGCUGCAGGUAUUCAUACCUUCUGAUGUUUUUGUACACGAGGGCGAGGAUGCCAUCCUCCCGUGCCGCUCCAUCACAGCAGGUCAGUGGGUGAAGUCUGUGCGCUGGAGGAGAGAUGGAGAGGUGGUGCUGGAUGUCCGGUCGGGGAAAACCACAUAUGGAAAAAGCUUUGAUGAAAGCCGGGUCUCAAUACCAUCAGACUGGGACCAACGAGCAAACCUGUCCCUCAUCAUAAAGCGAGCCGAGGCGAGAGACGGAGGAGUUUAUUACUGUGACAUCGACAAAGUGGAGAAACACCGCUCCGCUGUCCGCCUGCACGUCUCCACACCACCAACACCACCGAGCACCACAUCCCAGCCUACAACCACAGAGAGGCCAUCAGAGUGCUCCGACUGGUCAUGGAGCACUUUCUCCAUAACGGCAGCUGUAUUUGUGAUCGUUGCCCUGCUUGUUUGGCUCUGCUGGUUUCUGAGGAACAGGAUAUUCAAUGUGCGCUCUCGAGGUUUUCUCUGCAACGGCACAGAGGAGGGAGGAGGAGGGGCUGAAGAGGGCAGACGGGAACUCUUACUUUAACCACCACUGAUGAAUGAAAAACAACAACAGCUCAUCACCUUUAAGUAUUUGAACUCGCCACCUUUAUGACGGCACCACUGUGCAACUCCACUGUCUCAGGUUUAGAAAUCCUCCGUUUUCCUUCUGCUCAGGCUGACUGCUGUUACAAUGUUUGAGAUUGUCUCUAUUUUUUUGCGUUUGUCUUCCAAUCAAUGAAGUAAUGCCUGUAAAUCAUCUGCUUACAUAAUCAAUGUAUAAUUUAGCUUCAAGAUGGAUGAAUGAGAUCUCUUCAGUAACAGAAUCAGAAUCGUGUUUAUUGGCCAAGUAUAUGUGCAGACACAUACAGGGAAUUUGUAUAUUGUCCUGCCUGUUUGUACAGAUUUAUUCUUUACUGUGUUUACUUUGCUUUUUGUAAAAAGCUCAGGGAAGCUGCUGUGUGCCAAUAAAGUUUUAAGUGGAUAAUAAAGUGACCUGAUGAUGAUUACAGUCA